This is a messenger RNA of Nicotiana tabacum (common tobacco), 3240 nucleotides long. NCBI's taxonomy places the organism in Eukaryota, Viridiplantae, Streptophyta, Magnoliopsida, Solanales, Solanaceae. The record is from RefSeq and is a predicted model, not a curated record.
UGAGAGGGAAGUAAAAUGUUUGUCAGGUAUUUCUCUUCCGGUCAUGGGCCUCAGUUAGAGUUAUGACGGCUGAUCAGCGGGCUGAACUCCUUAAGCGUGUUAUUAACGAUGGCCCGCACAGAAAACUUUCAUUCAAGGAGUGUGAGGAGAUUGCUAAAGAUCUGAAUUUGACUUUGGAGCAGGUACUUCGAGUCUAUUAUGAUAAGCGACAACGAAGACUUACCAGAUUUGAGCGAGCUUCAGAUGCUGGAAAGGGCGAAAUUCAACCAAAUCAAGGUACACCUGCAUUAUCUCCAAAAAAAAGGAAAAGAUCUGUAAAAGGGAAAUCCUCAAAGCAUACCGAAGCUGGCACCGAGUUUGGACGGCCCCAUCAGACGUUUAGCCAGAUAAUCAAUGAGGAACAAAGCUCUUUCCUGUCUACUUCUUGCCCACACACAUGCAGCUUGGAGGAAUAUCACGCAAGAGAUGACGUGGUAGCUGCUGAAGAAUCAGAAUUACCUGAAGAUGACAGGGUAGGACGUGCUUUUCUUGCUAAAUGUGCCUUGUCAAGAGUAAAGCCUACACGCAGGGGAAAGUUUCAUUGGACAGAUGAUGCAGAUAGGGAACUGGUGAUCGAAUAUGCAAGACACCGAGCUUCUCUUGGAGCAAAAUUCCAUCGUGUAGACUGGGGAAAACUUCCAAAUCUACCAGCACCACCUGAUUCCUGCAGAAGGAGAAUGUCGGCGUUAUUGAGAACUAGUCCACAGUUCUGCGAUUCUGUCAUGAGACUGUGUAAUGUGCUUAGUCAACGUUAUGUGCAUUACCUUGAGAAAUUCCAAAAUAAAACAUUGAACGAUGAGGGUCACCAAGCAAUGCAAUGUGAUUUUUUUAAACUUACCUCAGACUUCCUCUCUCAAGAGCCGUGGGAUAACUUUGAUGAUGCCAAUAUAAAAUUGGCCCUGGAUGAUGCUCUGCGAUACAAAAAGAUUGCCAAAUCGGCGACCGUGAAGGAUGUUCAACCUUUCUUUGAUAAGUGCUCAGAUGUUAAUACCGAUGAAAGACAUGUUUCUUAUGGUCCUCAAUCAGUUUUACCACUUUCUAGUGGCCAAUAUGUUGAAAAUUUUCCUGGAAAGACUGAAGAUUCUAGUGCACCAUUAAGCUCAAAUAGGAUCUUGCAGAAGUAUGUGAAACUUACAAUUGGCGGUACCGCCAUUAGCAAACGGUUAUAUGAAUCAGUAGCUGUUGCUAGUGCUGCAGAGCUAUUUAAGCUCAUCUUCCUCUGUAGUUCAAAAUCUCCGCUUGUGCCGACCUUGCUUGCUGAAACUUUAAGGCGCUAUUCUGAGCAUGAUCUCUUUGCUGCUUUCAACUACCUCAGGGACAAAAAAGUUUUGAUUGGGGGAAAUUCCAAUAGUCCUUUUGUCCUUUCUCAGACCUUCUUGCAUUGUAUAUGUAUUUCUCCAUUCCCACCUAAUACUGGAAAAAGAGCUGCUAAGUUUGCUAGCUGGCUUUGUGAAAGAGAGAAGGAACUGAUCGCUGAGGGGGUGGAUAUUCCAAUUGAUUUGCAGUGUGGAGAUGUUUUCCACCUCUGUGCUCUACUUUCUUCAGGAGAACUAUCAAUUGCACCAUGCCUACCGGAUGAAGGUGUUGGAGAGGUUGAGGAUUCCAGAGUAGCUAAACGUAAAUACGAUGACAGUGAAUUUUCUGAGAGUGAUACGUAUAAAAAGUUGAAAACUUCAACGGCUGGUGAUGGUGAGAUUUGCUCGCGACGUGCAAAAGGUUUUCCAGGAAUUAGGUUGUGCUUGAGGCAUGCUGCAUUUUCAAGAAUAAAAACUAUGGAUUCACUCAAAGACAUUGACAAAUAUAAUCGCAUACUAUCUGUUGAAGAGCAUCAAGCUGUUACUACAUCAGGCGCUGAUCUUGGCAGUGCCUCAUUCGGCCCAGAUGACCAAGUAAAUGAACUUCAUGAUAGUGGGGUCCCAUAUACUGCAGUUUCUCCCACCGAGUCACCAUGGCAAGCCAUGACUACCUAUGCUGAACAUGUUUGUUCUUUCGGUUCUUGCCCUGAACAGAACUCUCUGGUACAUCCAGAAAUGUUUAGGUCUGUUUAUUCUGCUAUUCAAAUGGCUGGUGACCACGGUUUGUGCAUGAAAGACAUCUCGAAGAUUCUAAAGAUGCAGGAGAAAAAGGUUUCGGAAGCUGUUGUUGAGGUGCUAGAAGCAUUUGGACGAGUUUUGAAGGUCAAUGCCUAUGAUUCUAUUCGGGUGGUUGAUUCUUUAUAUCGUUCCAAGUACUUUUUGACUCCAGUGGCUGCUAUUCAUCAAGAUGCUACAUUAUCUUCUUGUGGAGAUUCUGAGGCUAAAGUCAAUGAGUCUAUUACCCACAAUGGAGAAGAUCAUAAAGAUGUUGAGUUGCAGAAGGAAAUAAGUGGGAAUUCUGAUAAGGUACACAAAAUCACAAUUCUUAAUCUUCCUAAAGCAGUUGCCGAACCUUCAAGUGAAAAGCAAGCCAUCAAUGAGGCCAAAGGUUGUCGCCAUACUGAAGCUAGUUCACCCACAAGAAAUCACCCAGAAGAACCAUAUGAGCUCCGCUCUAAUGGUUUGCAUUUGUGUAAGCCAAUAUUGCCUUGGCUAAAUGGUGAUGGUACAACAAAUAAACCUGUCUACAAGGGACUUGUACGCCGUGUUCUUGGCAUAGUGAUGCAAAGUCCAGGAAUAGAACAGGGUGAUAUUAUCAGGCAGAUGCAUGUUCUGAAUCCACAGAGUUGCAGAAGUUUGUUAAAUAUGAUGGUUCUGGACAACGAUAUCUUUAUGCGUAAGAUUCCUCAAACAAAACCAGCUGAAGCCCCAAUGCUUCUUGGUAGUCUUCUUGAUAGCCAUUUCAAGAAGGCGAAGUUAAUUUCAAGGGAGCAUUUCUUCGCAAACCCCUCUAGUACACACCUGUUGUAAAGAACAAUAAGUACGUAAUUAUGUGGGCAGACGUUGGAUCUAGUUAUUUAUUUGUUCUUCGCUUUGUGUCUCCUAGUGCGGAAACAACCUCUGGGUUCAAGUUUGCGUACACACCUACUUGUGAGGACUCACUGGGCUUGUUGUUAUUGGUGUUGUUUUUUGUCUCCUAGUAGUUGUUUUGGAAUGAGGCGUAUUAGUUGUUGUAGUAGUCUCCUCGUUGAUCUUUGUAUAGUAAUUUCUCUUGGAAAAAUGCUCAACUUGUAGGACAUGUUCAGUUGACGAACCCCUUUAGUUUAUUUAUAGCCUUUUUGGCCAA